Molecule: messenger RNA, 679 nt
Organism: Eurypyga helias (sunbittern)
Lineage: Eukaryota; Metazoa; Chordata; Aves; Eurypygiformes; Eurypygidae
Gene: ZDHHC18
Product: zinc finger, DHHC-type containing 18
Exons: 5
Biological process (GO): peptidyl-L-cysteine S-palmitoylation; protein targeting to membrane
Cellular component (GO): Golgi apparatus; endoplasmic reticulum
Molecular function (GO): protein-cysteine S-palmitoyltransferase activity
Source: RefSeq, a predicted model, not a curated record
AUGCCUGUUUCCUUUUCUUUUGCCAGCUGCCCGUUCCUUGCCAGUCACCUCACCCUGGCCAUCCCCAUCAUUGCAGCCAUCCUCUUCUUCUUUGUCAUCAGCUGCCUGCUCCAGACAAGCUUCCGAGACCCAGGUAUCCUGCCCAGAGCCACUCCAAGUGAGGCCGCAGACCUGGAAAAGCGGAUUGACAGCAUGGGUACCUCUACGUACCGCCCGCCCGCCCGCACGAUGGAAGUCGUCAUAAACAAGUACGUGGUGAAGCUCAAGUACUGCUACACCUGCAAAAUGUUCCGCCCUCCGCGCACCUCUCACUGCAGCGUCUGCGACAACUGCGUCGAGAGGUUCGAUCACCACUGCCCCUGGGUGGGCAACUGCGUGGGGAAACGCAACUAUCGCUACUUCUAUGCCUUCAUCCUCUCCCUCUCCUUCCUGACAGCCUUCAUCUUCGCUUGCGUCGUCACCCACCUCACGCUGCGCUCCCAGAGAGAUGGAUUCCUCACCACUCUGAAGACCACACCUGCAAGUGUGCUGGAGUUGGUGAUUUGUUUUUUCUCAGUCUGGUCUAUUUUAGGCCUCUCAGGUUUUCACACUUACUUAGUCGCCUCCAACCUGACGACAAACGAAGACGUAAGUACCUGGACGCUUAUCCUUCCGCGGGGCCGCUCCUUCCUAAGCCGAG